AUGCCCACUCCUCAUAAUGCAGAGAGGGUUGUUGCGGCCAAUCGCGAUGCUGCCCGCCCUCCUGCGGUGCCGUCGCUUCCCCUCUCCGGCACGAAGAGCAGACCGAAGCCGAUGGGCGGUGAGGAAGCCACAGGACCAUCGACAGAGGGUCGCCAGCAAUACGCGCGCUUCGCUAGCUACGUUAGCGAGGCCGAAGCGCGUCGCGAACAUGCCGCGCAGAUGAAAGCGCAUAUCGCUGAGAAGGCGAAGGGCGCUACCGGCGUUGAAGGCGCCGAACACCUGCGAACCAUCGCCGAUGGACUCGCGAAGGUCGUGGACCCGAACAUCGACGUGUUCCAGGGCGCCAUGUACCCUCCGGGUGACUAUGCGCUUGACGCAGUCACGAACCGAUUGGCCCAGGGACGACGUCGGGUUGAGUCCAAUAGCACCCUCAUCCGGGAGAUGGCCAGCGAUCGAUUUACGCCUGUGCUCAUCAACCGUGAUACGGGUGAGACUGUGUCGGCCAUCGAUGCACGAUGGACCCCUGAGUAUGGAAACAGGGGGGAGCUUGAAGCCAAGGUUGGUGCGAUUAUCUCCAACCUCGAUGCCGCGCUGGCGAGCAUGUCGACCCUCCCUGUGUUUCAUCCGCACAUCCCUUCGACGUAUGGUAUGGCUCGAUCAUUGCUCAACACAUACCAAUCGUUGCAAAUUGCUAUCCGACACCGCGGCAUGGGCGCAAUGUCUUUCGAGCAAAUGGUGUUCAAACCAGAGGACCUUGAGGCUCCGACUCCCGAUGAUUGGCCAGACCUCAUUGCGCCUACCCCUGGGAAGGUUAUUCAGUCCAUGCGUGUCGCUCUGGUGAACAACACUGCAGCGAGGCUGACGAGAGAAGACCUCAAGCUGCCACCGGGCUACACUAUGCAGCGUCGGGUGACCCAAUUCCGAAAGCCCGAUGAAGACCCAGUGCAGAGCCUAAUGGGAAAGGAUGGUGACGAUGAUGAAAUGAAGGAUGAUACGGCCGAUCAGAAGCCCGAUGAGGAUGAGAAGAUGGGUGAUGGAAGGGAGCCAGCUGACGAGGUCCCCGGCAAGACCCCGCCGCAGGCUGCCCGAACCGUCGAGAACCGUCCGGAACACGGCGUGCGUUCCAGUCAUCCGACUGACAUGACAGCUCAGGGAGCUGUGCUCUCUGGAGCUCGUGGGCCUGUGGUCGAUAUCGAUCCAGCCAGCACGGCGGCCGAUCAGGCUGCAAACGAUCCGAGAAACUGCCGGAUACUUGUGGCACUUCACAAGAAGCCCGAGGAGGGGGAUUACGAUUCGCCCCUCCGGCCGGAGACCUAUGAGGAGUGCCGUGACAUCAACGAUGCUGUCAGGGCUUAUAAUGCCCGAGAAGAGCGAAUUCGCUCUAUCGGUGGGACGUCGAUCACGUGCAGCCGAUUGCUUAUCGAUGAUGCACAGAAGAUUCCCGCUGCGGCUAUUCCAGAUGAGGCGAUGACCAAUCUGGUGCGUAAGCUGAUGUUCCGAGUGCUCACACAGACCAAGGAGUACCCUUCCAAUGCCGAUCAAUCGAAGAAGGGUUCCGAUGACCGUGUGAGGGGCAUUCCAUUGUACUCGUACCUCGAUUCAAGUGGGAUCAUCGCGUUCAACAUCAUUCCGAUGUACAUGCGAGAGUACAUGAAGGCCAAAGCUGGAGAGACCAGCGGCCGAAUUCUUCUCCAGACCGAGAUCCUGGAUGAGAAUGACGAGCCGACAGAGCUCACGCUCCAAUGCAUCAUGGAGAUUGCUAGGACGGACAACAAUCGAAUGUUUGAGUUCUUCUAUUCCACGAUAAACAGUGAUGGAAGUCCUCAGUUCGUUGGGGUCCGUGCGGCAUACGGAUUCGGUCCCGAUGCAUUCAACCGUUUCCGACAGCUGACCAAGUCCCAGCACGGGCCAUUCAUUCAGCUUGUGCAAGAGCUCUACAUCGCUAAUGAGCGAAAAAGGAGCGUGUCCCGACAUCACCCCCAAUACGGGUGGGGCUGCGCAACGAUCCGCGAGUUCUUCGGGUACAUGAGCGAUUGCCAAGUUGGGCCCGCGAAGGGACAGCUGUUCCUCACCCUGCUCCCGUUUGCUCCCGGAUCUGGGAAGAACAAUGAGUGGGAAGAGGUAUACAUGAAUGUCCGAAUGAAUCCGAAACGAGAGACACUGUCGAACACAGCGGCAUCGAGCUCCCUGCUCCCUGAAGGAAUGGGGUCCAACCGCAUGAUUGUGUUCGCGAUUGACUUGCACAUGAUUGCUGCAGGUAUCAAUCCAGUGUCCUUUCACCCGAGGGGUUACUAUGCGAUCAAAGACAGUAUCCCUCUCGCAUGCAUGCCAAUUGCAUACUUUAUGGACACGGGAUCGCUAGUGUUCAACACGGCCUUCAAAUACAUCGGAGGUCCGAAGUUUGGCACCGGCCCUGCGCGAGGCAAACACAACCGAGAAACGUGGCCUCUCGCAAGCUUUGACUGCCCCAUGUGCGGAUCCGCCUUUCCGGUUGGUCUCCACAUGUGCCAUGCAUGCACAAAGCCGAUUCACUAUCCUGAUGGGAUGUUCUACGCCGAUCCAGAGAACCCCUUUCAGGUCGAAUACUACGGCAGUCAUGCUCCGUGGCUUAACGAGCUCAUUGAGAGAAACAAGCUUGCGGAUUUCGCGCUUCACGAGUACGCUGCGAUCAAGCAACUGAGGAACUUCCCGGUGUCCAGAUCUCUUGCUGAGGAUCACCGACAGACCGCGUUCUUCGGGGUGCCACCGAUUAAGUGUAUCGCUGCUGAUACAUCGCCGAAAGAGGUUGAACUGUUCAAGAAGAGUGUGCGCGGAACGAUUCAGGGCGCCAUUCACUUGGAUAUUUCCAUUGAGAGGCUUGUGGCCGGUAUUACGGGAAAAGAGGCCCGAUGUGGUGUGGAAGAUUUCUUCGAAUCACGGUCGAUCUCAUGUGCUACUACGAUUGUCAAGCACUUCGGAGCAGUCUUCGCCACAUGCCGGGAGAAGCCACUAUGCUUCUAUGCGCGAUGGUCGAUUCACUGCCAGCGUGCGUACAGGCUUUGCUUGAGUCGCGGGUACCUCGCCCCCUUUUACACUGGGGAAACGAUCAACUACACUGUCGAUCCCGAGAUGCUCGAGAAAAUCCGACUGACUCAUCUACCGCUUCAGAACGCCAAUCUGGAGAUGAGGAGACACGUUCGACUUUCUACCGAGUUUGGCGCACUGGAUGAAUUUCGUGCCAAGAUCACAGACACGCGCAAGUACCAACGGUACAUGCGUGUUGAUAGUGAAAGCCUAUCGGCACUCCUCGCCAAGGUUACCCUUACGACUUGCUACGGCAUCCCCAUAAAAGGGGAACCAGGGUAUAUCUCCGACGAUGAGAACGAGGAGAUUGAAGGUGCUGCCGAUGCGACAGGAGAACCCAAAGGGAAAGGAAAAGGGGAUGAGAUCAUCAGCGCCCAGGCCGUCAACUGGCGGGAACUGGAUCCUUUGGGGCGAAAGUUCAUCCCGCAUCAUUCCGAUCCCCGAUUUGCGGUUAUCGAUGAAGGCAAAACCGCAGAUCUUGAUGGUCCUGAAACGCCCGAUAAGAAGCGUGAGGACUUCAAGGAGUUCGUCCGAGACCACGCGUACAAGCUGAAGCAGAUUCUCGAUGAAGAUAAAGACAUUGAGAAGACAUUCUUCGGUCUUGUCGAAGGCGUGAAGGAUCAGCUCCCGGAUGCUAAGAGCACUGAUCCAGUCUCGAUGAAGGUGACGCCUGACGUCUUCGAGGCUUUGCCAGAUGAGUUGGAGGAGCCUUAUAAUGUGUUCGACGUUGCAGGUCGAAUGAGAAGGCGGCGCGGAGAAACACCUCAGCGUCGUGUGCAGACCACCGCGCAAAGGGAAGCAACGAUACCAGAAGCUCACACCAUCCCCGUGCCCACGGAGGACGAAGAUGAAGAUGACAGUGAGCUGGACAGGGUGGCCCACACAGCACCUGCAGUUCCGCGUGCAGGGCGAGAGCGUUUGGGUGGCAUUGCCCCUGAAGCACCGCCGCCAGCGCCGCGUGAGAUGCCGCCGCCGUCCAAUCCACCGAGUCGGAAGACGCAGCGGCAAACGGGCUACAGUGCUGCUACGCUGAGGGUCUCGGGAAGGGCACCUUACUCCGAUCAGAUGAAGUUGCCCAUGGUGUUGCGAAUGAAAACACAGGUCCCGGAAGAGGAUAUGGGCAAUCCGACGAUUGAGGACCUUAUUCGCAUGUGCCACGCGCCGCAUACGCUUCCUGUCGUCAGGAAGAGAGCUGCCAACAUCAUUAUUGCGAUGGGCGCCAACCCUGAUGAUGACACCAAUAUGAAGGCGGUUCGCGUGGAGGCACCUCCGCCAAUGCUCAGGCGCCCCGCAGUGAUAAGUGGACACCGUCGAUUACGCGACCGGUUAAGCCGAGGACGUGGAAACAUUCGUCAUCACGUUGACAAAGAGUUGGAAAAGUACCGAGGUGUUGCCAAUAUGGACUUAGCGGCAAAAGCAUAUGUUACUUUACAGCCAAUGUCUCCGUCUGUGUCUGUGCGCAUAACAGAAGUAGCAGCAGUCGAAGUUGCAAAAGUCGGUCGAGACAUCUGGGCCAAGGCAGACAGCCUUGCGGGCACGGGUCGGAUGGCUGGCUUGGUGUCGGUGAGCGGCGGCAGGCGCAGAUUCGACAACCCCAAAGCUAGGAGCGUGCGAGACGCUGUCGGAGCGGUGCGCGUCCGGUACGCGUCCCACCCCUUGCUGGGCAUUGCAUCACUUUUACUGGGCAGGCAAUGGUCUCCGGAUCAAGCCGAGAUUUUGCGGAAAGAGCGCGAGGUUUUCAAAGCAGCUUACCUGGAACAGCUGGGACCGAGGAAAGCUGGUCUUGCCGACGAGGAGGCAUGGCCUGGCAAUGCUGCGGUGCGUGAGUGCGUGCAUGCUGUCAGAUGCCCGCCGAAUGCAGACCGCUUUCACGUUGUGGUAGCCCGGAUUACCAACGGCAAAGUGCAAGGUGUUGGCAUGUCAAGAGCUCGUGGCACCGCAGGCAAGGACUUUGCACAGAAAGAAUUCGUGGCUCGCGGUACGCAUGACCGAGACCAGCACACUAAGGCUGAGCAGACGAACCAACGCCAGCUGGGUUCGCGCACGGACAAGUCAGACAUGAGAUGUGAGAGGGAGGCCUGUGGGAGACGUGAUGCUUGGGAGGCAGAGGCCCGAUCUCUGUCGCUGGCUGGUGCGCUCCACGUCGAGGACGCGAGCAAUGCGAACACUAGCAGUCAUGAGCAAGACAAAUCCCAGCAUAGGAAAAUCCACAACAAAGAUCUCGUCGUGGACAUGACUUUCAUGGAGGCAGAACAGGCACAUCGAGUAGACAACCUGGAAGACAUGGAAGACUUCGUCGCCCGCAAUUGCUUCUGA
This is a messenger RNA of Symbiodinium sp. CCMP2592, 5379 nucleotides long. Lineage: Eukaryota; Dinophyceae; Suessiales; Symbiodiniaceae. The record is from the annotation of a GenBank genome assembly.